Molecule: messenger RNA, 3242 nt
Organism: Lacerta agilis (Sand lizard)
Lineage: Eukaryota; Metazoa; Chordata; Lepidosauria; Squamata; Lacertidae
Gene: NLGN4X
Product: neuroligin 4 X-linked
Exons: 6
Coding region: 105-2612 (835 amino acids)
Biological process (GO): postsynaptic membrane assembly; chemical synaptic transmission; synaptic vesicle endocytosis
Cellular component (GO): postsynaptic specialization membrane; synapse; cell surface
Molecular function (GO): neurexin family protein binding; signaling receptor activity
Source: RefSeq, a predicted model, not a curated record
CACUUGCACACUCCACUCCUUCCUCACUUUUUUGUCCUUUCCCGACUAAUUUGAUUCUCCAUCUGGGUGUGGAAGACAGAGGCCUGCGAAUGUUGAUGUAAAUCAUGUCAAGGCCAAUGGGACUCUUAUGGCUGCCUUUGAUCUUUACUCCUGUUUGUGUCAUGUUGAAUUCUAAUUUCCUCUUCUGGAUAACUGCUCUAGCGAUACGGUUUACGCUUAUCGAUGGACAAGCACAAUACCCAGUCGUAACCACGAAUUAUGGCAAAAUACGUGGUGUAAGAACACCUUUGCCCAAUGAAAUCCUUGGUCCUGUGGAGCAAUACUUGGGAGUCCCUUAUGCUUCUCCUCCAACUGGGGAAAGACGAUUCCAGCCCCCGGAGCCUCCUUCCUCCUGGACCGGCACACGGAAUGCCACACAAUUUGCUGCUGUCUGCCCACAGUAUCUGGAUGAGAGAUCGCUGCUCAACGACAUGCUGCCUGUUUGGUUUACUGCCAACUUGGAUACUGUGAUGACGUAUGUUCAAGAUCAAAAUGAAGACUGCCUGUAUCUGAAUAUUUAUGUGCCCACUGAGGAUGGAGCCAACACAAAGAAAAGCGCAGAUGAUAUAACCAGUAAUGAUCGUGGGGAAGACGAAGACAUACAUGAUCAGAACAGCAAGAAGCCAGUGAUGGUCUACAUCCAUGGUGGAUCAUAUAUGGAAGGCACAGGGAAUAUUGUUGACGGCAGCAUACUGGCCAGCUAUGGAAAUGUCAUUGUUGUAACCAUCAACUACAGGCUAGGGGUUCUAGGUUUUCUAAGCACUGGAGACCAAGCUGCAAAAGGCAAUUAUGGAUUGCUUGACCAAAUCCAAGCUUUACGGUGGAUUGAAGAAAAUAUUGGAUCGUUUGGAGGAGACCCAAAAAGAGUUACUAUUUUUGGAUCUGGGGCAGGAGCCUCCUGUGUCAGUCUGUUGACAUUGUCUCACUAUUCAGAAGGUCUGUUCCAAAAGGCAAUCAUACAAAGUGGAACAGCCCUGUCCAGCUGGGCAGUGAACUACCAGCCUGCCAAGUACACUGCAAUUUUGGCAGAAAAAGUAGGCUGCAACACUCUGGACACUACAGACUUAGUUGAAUGCUUUCGGAAUAAGAACUACAAAGAACUCAUUCAGCAAACUAUCACACCAGCUACAUACCACAUUGCCUUUGGGCCUGUGAUUGAUGGGGAUGUAAUUCCAGAUGAUCCUCAGAUCCUGAUGGAGCAGGGAGAAUUUCUCAACUAUGACAUAAUGCUAGGCGUAAACCAAGGGGAAGGCUUAAAAUUUGUAGAUGGAAUUGUAGAUAAUGAAGAGGGCGUUUCUCCAAACGAUUUUGAUUUCUCUGUAUCCAAUUUUGUGGACAAUCUGUAUGGCUAUCCGGAAGGGAAAGACACGCUACGAGAGACCAUUAAGUUCAUGUACACAGACUGGGCAGAUAAGGAGAACCCGGAAACGCGAAGAAAGACCCUGGUGGCUUUGUUUACUGACCACCAGUGGGUUGCUCCCGCUGUUGCCACAGCUGACCUGCAUGCUCAAUAUGGCUCCCCAACGUACUUCUAUGCAUUUUAUCACCACUGCCAGAGUGAAAUGAAACCCAGCUGGGCUGAUUCAGCACAUGGCGAUGAAGUCCCUUAUGUCUUCGGUAUUCCUAUGAUUGGCCCUACAGAACUGUUCAACUGCAACUUUUCAAAGAAUGAUGUCAUGCUCAGCGCGGUAGUUAUGACGUACUGGACAAACUUCGCCAAAACUGGGGAUCCAAACCAACCCGUUCCCCAGGAUACAAAGUUUAUCCAUACGAAACCCAAUCGUUUUGAAGAAGUAGCCUGGUCUAAAUAUAAUCCAAAGGACCAACUUUAUUUACACAUUGGCUUGAAACCCAGAGUCCGGGAUCACUACCGAGCAACGAAAGUUGCUUUCUGGCUAGAACUUGUUCCACAUUUGCACAACCUGAACGAAAUAUUCCAGUAUGUCUCCACAACAACGAAGGUGCCGCCUCCCGAUAUGACAUCGUUCCCUUACGUCACCCGGCGUUCUCCUGGCGGGAAGUUCACCACCAAGCGCCCAUUGAUGACACCGAGCAACAAUCCGAAGCAUUCAAAAGACACACAGAAGACGUCUCCAGAUGAUGCAAGUGUUCUGAUAGAAAACAAGAGAGAUUAUUCCACAGAGCUGAGUGUUACCAUUGCCGUAGGUGCAUCUUUAUUAUUCCUCAACAUACUAGCAUUUGCCGCGUUGUACUAUAAAAAAGACAAGCGGCGUCAUGAGACGCACAGACGCCCCAGUCCACAACGGAACACCACCAAUGAUAUCGCCCACAUACAGAAUGAAGAGAUAAUGUCAUUGCAGAUGAAGCAGCUGGAGCACGACCAUGAGUGUGAGUCACUACAGGCACAUGACACCCUGAGACUCACCUGUCCACCUGAUUAUACCCUCACUCUUAGAAGAUCUCCAGAUGACAUUCCACUCAUGACACCCAACACCAUAACCAUGAUUCCAAACACAUUAACAGGAAUGCAGCCUUUGCAUACUUUCAACACUUUCAGCGGAGGACAAAACAGUACUAAUUUGCCCCAUGGACAUUCCACCACUAGGGUAUAGCUCUGUUAUUCGCCCCACCCCAUGCCACCCGGAAGAUUAAAAAUAAGAAAAAAAGGGGGGAACGCAAAGAAAAUAAAUCAUACUCUCCAUCAAGCAACUUGUCAAAACAAAACAAAAAGAUAUAGAGAAAGAGAGAAAGGCAGACACAAUUUUCUUACAGAUCCUUUUCAUAGGAACUCUGAUAUUCUAUUAAAAAAAAGAUCACCUUCUCAAACCCUGUGAAAUGUGAAAUGUGUACAUUGCUAUUAGGAUACUGCUUUAAUAUCUCAACCACUCUGAUUGAAAGUUAAGAGUUGAGGCCUGAAGAGAAUCACUUAGAAAGGAUAUGUAUUGAGUGUAACAAACAGAAGCAGAAACUUCUGGAAACACAGAGCCAGUGACUGUACAGUUUUUUAAUAAAUAAAAUUUUAAAAAAAUGUUCUAUAUGUGCCAUACCAUGAAUGGCCCUUGUUAUACAAAAGACAUCACCAUGGGCUUUUACCCAUCAUAAGAAGCUGUAAUCCAGAAUGGGGAAAUAAGAUUUUAUUAUUAAAAAAAAAAUAGGACUGACUAUGCAGUAAAUACGUAUAGUUCUGUGCAAAGAGAUGACUUGCCAGCCUGAACUAUAUUUAAGAAACUUUGUAAAAAAAA